AUGUGCUUCGAAAAAAAGUUAAAGAGACCAAACUCCAGGGUCCCCUGGGCCCAAAGAAGAAAGGAGGAAGAGAUAUGGGGUGUGGCUCACCCAAGUACAGGGUUCUUCAACGUCAAGAAGGAGGAAGAGGAAGAAGCCAUAGUAUAUCCUAUACAGACUAAUGACAACCCAAGCCCCACUUCUGACAUUACCAGUCAUAGUUCUGAUGACUCCAGCCCUGACAAUGGCCCUCGAGCCACCCCUGACAAUGGCCCUAGAGCCACCCCUGACAAUGGCCCUCGAGCCACCCCUGACAAUGGCCCUAGAGCCACCCCUGACAAUGGCCCUCGAGCCACCCCUGACAAGAACAACCCCCACCAUAACAGCGACCCCAGGUCUGGCCCUGCCAGUGGAGGGGCAUCGGACAAGGACCCUGCAUCCAGAGAGGAAGAUGAGGAGGGAGAGGAGAGGAGCACCAAGAUCUCAGCAAACCCAGGGACUAAGUCCAACAAGACCAAAGGCGGUCAUCAGAGGCCGUUCCCCUGCUCUAGGUGUGGGAAGCGUUUAUCCACCACUGUUAGCUUAGACAAACACCAGGUCAUCCACACCCGACUGAGACCGUACCCCUGCUCCGUACCGGCCUGCGCCAAGAGGUUCUGCUCACCAGCCGAGCUGAAGAGACACACACUCACACACACAGGAGAGAGACCCUUCCCCUGUCCAGACUGUGACAAGAGCUUCACCAUACUGGCUGCUUUAAAGACCCACCAGAGAACACACACAGGAGAGAGACCUUACGUCUGUGAGGUGUGUGGCAAGGUUGGUUCUUUUAUUAAAUCUCCUUUACUGAUUGUUUGCUUUUAUUUUUUUGUCAUUUGAUUGUUUUACUGUGAAGAGUGUUGCAAAUUUAAAAUACUUUUUGUAGUAAUUUAUAGUGUUUUUUUUAUGGACAGUGAUAGUCGGAAUGUAUAGGGGAGACAGAUACAGAGAGAGAGAGAGAGAGGAUUCGUACCCAUGUCGCCAGGUGUAUAAACUGAGUGUACAAAACAUUAUGAACACCUGCUCUUUCCAUGUCAUAGACUGACCAGGUGAAUCCAGGCGAAAGCUAUGAUCCCUUAUUGAUGUCACUUGUUAAAUCCACUCCAAUCAGUGUAGAUGAAGGAGAGGAGACGGGUUAAAGA
This is a messenger RNA of Oncorhynchus masou masou (cherry salmon), 1160 nucleotides long. RefSeq names its product zinc finger protein 467-like. The record is from RefSeq and is a predicted model, not a curated record. The transcript is spliced from 6 exons. The coding region runs from base 1 to 858 and encodes 285 amino acids. Gene Ontology annotation, molecular function: RNA polymerase II cis-regulatory region sequence-specific DNA binding; DNA-binding transcription factor activity, RNA polymerase II-specific. Lineage: Eukaryota; Metazoa; Chordata; Actinopteri; Salmoniformes; Salmonidae. Gene Ontology annotation, biological process: regulation of transcription by RNA polymerase II. Gene Ontology annotation, cellular component: PcG protein complex; chromatin; transcription regulator complex.